AUGCAGCUUUCCGCUGUUCUCAUGACUCUCACAUUUGCUGUGUCAGCAUCAGCAUUAGAAAAUGGGCCUGGAGUAUUCUGCACACCACAACCACCGGCGCUUCCAGAAGGGAAAGUUUGCACCCAAGGAAUAGCACGCUGCGUAGGUCUUCUGCCUUGGGCAGGAUUGCCUCCCUCCAUGCUUCCCUUGUCUCAAGAUACUGUUGUGCACUAUAAAUCUGACAAACAUAUAGUGUCAAAAAUCCCACACCCCCAAAUUCGCUGCGGCCGCAAGCUGUCGUCCUUUUUAUAGUGGGGCGUAUAAGUGCAACAGUGAUCAAGGUGUAAGUAUAAUGCUUUGUUCAGUCCAAAGAAACCAUUCUUUUUGCCAAUAAUGCUGGGCUAAUUGUUCAAUGA
Hymenoscyphus albidus is the source of this 395-nucleotide messenger RNA. The record is from the annotation of a GenBank genome assembly. Lineage: Eukaryota; Fungi; Ascomycota; Leotiomycetes; Helotiales; Helotiaceae.